GUUACAGUAGCUACACUGCUGUAGAUCUAAAAGGCAAAUCUCCUCUGUCGGUCGUCUCCCUCCUCAAAAACCAAAAUGGCUACACUCUUUCCACUUCUCUUGUUUGCCAGAAUUUCAGGACUCAUAGUUGCAGCUCUGGUGCUUUCAUGGGCUCUUGCUUUCAAGUCCAGUUUCAUCCCCCAUUCUUCUUCACAAGAACAGUUAGUUUACGCGGUUCUUCAUCCUUUGUUAAUGGUGAUCGGUUUGAUAGUCGUAAGCGGAGAAGCUAUUUUGAUUCACAGGUGGUUUCCUGGUUCUAGAAAUUUGAAGAAAUCAGUACACCUGUGUCUUCAAGGAGUAGCUUUGGCUUGUGGGGUGUUUGGGAUUUGGACGAAGUUUCAUGGGGAGAAUGGGAUUGUAGCUAACUUCUACAGCCUGCAUUCUUGGAUGGGAUUGAUCUGUAUUUGCCUCUUUGGAGCUCAGUGGAUGAUGGGAUUCAUGAGCUUUUGGCACAGAGGAGAGGCACGGGCAUCAAGGGUGAGAGUGUUGCCAUGGCACAUAUUCCUCGGUCUAUAUGCAUACGGGUUAGCCGUGGCCACGGCAGAGACAGGGCUCUUGGAGAAGCUGACCUUGUUGCAAGCAAAUAGGAAUUUGCCUAAACAUUGCCCUGAGUCCAUGGUUGUUAAUGGUCUAGGCCUGGGCUUGGCUGUGCUCGGUGGUAUUGUAAUAUUAGCGGCUGCUUCCCCUAAAGGUCACUCUUUUCAAACCAAACUCAUUUACGCAUCCUCCCAUGCCAAUCCCUUAUCUUCUUCAUGAAUCUUUACCCGUAUUAUUUAAUUUUCUGUACAUAAAUUACCAUUCCUCAUCACUGUACCAGAGGUAUUGUUUCUGUUUUCUGUUUUUUUUUUUUUUUUUUUU
Messenger RNA from Carica papaya (papaya), 897 nucleotides. Its product is annotated as Cytochrome b561/ferric reductase transmembrane protein family. Gene Ontology annotation, molecular function: oxidoreductase activity. The record is from RefSeq and is a predicted model, not a curated record. NCBI's taxonomy places the organism in Eukaryota, Viridiplantae, Streptophyta, Magnoliopsida, Brassicales, Caricaceae.